AAAUAAAAUAAUUUCCAUUAUAUUCAUUUCUUCUUUCACUCAUCUAAAGACUUAUUGGGCAUGUACUGUGUGCACUGGUGCUAGGUGCUGGGGAUGCAGAAGUGAACAAGCCAGACAAGGUGCUGCCCUUGUGGACCUUAAAUUCUAUUUAGGGAAGAAAUAAACAGGUAAACAAACGCCAGGUUACCUGCAGAAAUGGACACACCUGGUAACAGAUACACGGAAAAACACUGGCCUCAAGUGAUCCGCCCCCCUCUGGUUCCCAAAGUGCUGGGGUUACUGUUCCUGGCCUCUGUCCCUGCAUCUUUAUGUGCCUGCAACACCAAGAGGGAGCUCUUGGCCCCUGGAUUAGGGUCAGGGCCCCAGAGGCCCAGGGUCAAGGCUAUGGCUGCAUCCUAAGGACAAGAGGCUGCAUCUGACAGGUAUGGAAGAGGCUCUGCUGAGGCCUCCUUGAAUUCCUGCUGGGGAAAGCAAGUGGAGGUGCUCCUUGAAGAAACAGGGGGAUCCCACCGAUCUCAGGGGUUCUGUUCUGGCCUGCGACCCUGGAUCGUCCAGCCUGGGCCGGGAUGGGGAGCAGACCUCGCCCUUCUUGGCUGGGGCUGAGGGUGAGGGUCCCGUUUCCCCAAAGGCCUAGCCUGGGGUUCCAGCCGCAAGCCCCCCUGGGCAGCGCCCAGCCUCGCCCCGCCCCGCCCCUCCAGGCCUGGCACUCGUCCUGAACCAAGAUUGCGCCGACGGCCUCGGGGGCGUCACGCCACCUGCCAGUGUCUCCCGACCCGCCCUAGGGGCACCUCCUGCGCUGCUCUUAACCCCGCAGAUGGUGGCCGAGCGGGAGAGCGGGAAGCAUGGCCCGGAGGACUGCGGUGGCCUGGGCGGCGCUCGGGCCGCUGUUGUGGGGCUGCGCGCUGGCGCUGCAGGGCGGGAUGCUGUACCCCCGGGAGAGCCCGUCGCGGGAGCGCAAGGAGCUGGACGGCCUCUGGAGCUUCCGCGCUGACUUCUCCCACAACCGACGCCGGGGCUUCGAGGAGCAGUGGUACCGGCGGCCGCUGCGGGAGUCAGGCCCCACCCUGGACAUGCCGGUUCCCUCCAGCUUCAACGACAUCAGCCAGGACUGGCGUCUGUGGGAUUUUGUUGGCUGGGUGUGGUAUGAACGGGAGGUGAUCCUGCCGGAGCGAUGGACCCAGGACCUGAGCACAAGAGUGGUGCUGAGGAUUGGCAGUGCCCACGCCUAUGCCAUCGUGUGGGUGAAUGGGGUCGACACGCUAGAGCAUGAGGGGGGCUACCUCCCCUUUGAGGCCGACAUCAGUAACCUGGUCCAGGUGGGGCCCCUGUCCUCCCAGCUCCGCAUCACUAUUGCCAUCAACAACACACUCACCCCCACCACCCUGCCACCAGGGACCAUCCAAUACCUGACCGACACCUCCAACUAUCCCAAGGGUUACUUUGUCCAGAACAUAUACUUUGACUUCUUCAACUACGCGGGACUGCAGCGGUCUGUGCUUCUGUACACGACACCCACCGCCUACAUCGAUGACAUCACCAUCACCACCAGCGUGGAGCACGACAGUGGGCUGGUGAAUUACCAGAUCUCUGUCAAGGGCAGUAACCUGUUCGAGUUGGAAGUGCGUCUUCUGGAUGCAGAAAACAAACUUGUGGCGAACGGGGCAGGAACCCAGGGCCAACUGAAGGUGCCGGGUGCCAGGCUCUGGUGGCCAUACCUGAUGCACAAACGCCCCGCCUAUCUGUACUCGUUGGAGGUGCGGCUGACUGCACAGACAUCACUGGGGCCUGUGUCUGACUUCUACACACUCCCUGUGGGGAUCCGCACUGUGAAUGUCACCAAAAGCCAGUUCCUCAUCAAUGGGAAACCUUUCUAUUUCCACGGCGUCAACAAGCAUGAGGAUGCGGACAUCCGAGGGAAGGGCUUCGACUGGCCGCUGCUGGUGAAGGACUUCAACCUGCUUCGCUGGCUUGGUGCCAACGCCUUCCGCACCAGCCACUACCCCUACGCUGAGGAAGUGCUGCAGAUGUGUGACCGCUAUGGGAUUGUGGUCAUCGAUGAGUGUCCUGGCGUGGGCCUGGAGCUGCCGCAGUUCUUCAACAACGUGUCCCUGCAGAACCACAUGCAGGUGAUGGAGGAAGUGGUGCGCAGGGACAAGAACCACCCCGCCGUCGUGAUGUGGUCUGUGGCCAAUGAGCCUGCGUCCUACCUAGAAUCUGCCGGCUACUACUUGAAGAUGGUGAUCGCUCACACCAAAGCUUUGGACCCCUCCCGGCCUGUGACCUUUGUGACCAGAUCCAACUAUGCAGCAGACAAGGGGGCUCCAUAUGUGGACGUGAUCUGUGUGAACAGCUACUACUCUUGGUAUAAUGACUUCGGGCACCUGGAGUUGAUUCAGCGGCAGCUUACCACCCAGUUUGAGAACUGGUAUAAGACGUAUCAGAAGCCCAUUAUUCAGAGCGAGUAUGGAGCGGAAGCGAUUGUUGGGUUUCACCAGGACCCGCCUCUGAUGUUCACUGAAGAGUACCAGAAGAGUCUGCUAGAGCAGUACCAUGUGGUUCUGGAUCAAAAACGCAGAAAGUACGUGGUUGGAGAGCUCAUCUGGAAUUUUGCCGAUUUCAUGACUGAACAGUCACCGCUGAGAGUGCUGGGGAAUAAAAAGGGGGUCUUCACUCGGCAGAGACAACCAAAAAGUGCAGCGUUCCUUUUGCGAGAGAGAUACUGGAAGAUUGCCAAUGAAACCAGGUAUCCCUACUCAAUAGCCAAGUCACAGUGUUUGGAAAACAGCCCGUUUACUUGAGCAAGACUGACACCACCUGUGUGUCCCUUCCUCCCAGAGUCAGGGUGACCUACAGCAGCAGAACAAGUGCCUCUUGGACUGUUCAUGGCAGACCAGAACAUUUCUGGCCUGGGUUUUAUGGUCAUCUGUGCUAGCAGGGAACACAAGGUGGAAAUAAAAGAUUUUCUAGUAUGGAAAUAAAGAGUUGGCAUGAAAGUGGCUACUGAAAA
Molecule: messenger RNA, 3007 nt
Organism: Macaca mulatta (Rhesus monkey)
Lineage: Eukaryota; Metazoa; Chordata; Mammalia; Primates; Cercopithecidae
Product: beta-glucuronidase
Biological process (GO): carbohydrate metabolic process
Molecular function (GO): beta-glucuronidase activity; carbohydrate binding; signaling receptor binding
Source: RefSeq, a predicted model, not a curated record